AUGCUGUCAUCCGGUGACGCUGCGUCUGCUUCCUGGGAGCUUGAGGUCCGCAUCGAUCAUCCAAAUGAAGAGGAGCAGAGAGUCGUCACCCUGAGGGUAUCUGGAGACCUGCAUAUUGGGGGAGUGAUGCUCAAAUUAGUAGAACAGAUCAACAUAGCCCGAGACUGGUCAGACUUUGCUCUCUGGUGGGAACAGAAGCACUGCUGGCUGUUGAAGACCCACUGGACCCUGGACAAAUGUGGGGUCCAGGCAGACGCCAAGCUCCUCUUCACCCCGCAGCAUAAAGCGCUUCGCCUCCGACUGCCAAACGUGAGGACCGUGAGAUUGCGGGUCAGCUUCUCGGCGGUCGUUUUCAAAGCUGUCAGUGACAUCUGCAAAACGCUGAAUAUUAGACGAUCAGAAGAACUUUCCUUGUUAAAACCUCCUGGUGAUUAUUUUAAAAAGAAGAAGAAGAAAGACAAAACUAAUAAAGAGCCCAUCAUUGAAGAUAUUUUAAACCUAGAGAGUUCUCCAACAAUAUUAGGUCCCCCAGUGAGUCCUGGCUUAUACAGCAAAACCAUGACUCCUACAUAUGACCCCAUCAAUGGAACGCCAGCAUCAUCCACCAUGACUUGGUUCAGUGACAGCCCUUUGACUGAGCAAAACUGCAGCAUCCUUGCAUUCAGCCAACCCACUCAGUCACCGGAAGCAGUUGCUGAUAUGUACCAGCCUCGGUCUCUGGUUGAUAAAGCCAAACUAAAUGCAGGUUGGCUCGACUCCUCACGCUCCCUUAUGGAACAAGGCAUCCGGGAGGAUGAGCAGCUGCUGCUACGGUUUAAAUAUUACACUUUCUUCGACUUGAAUCCCAAAUACGAUGCUGUUCGAAUAAACCAACUCUAUGAACAAGCCAGGUGGACCAUUCUCUUAGAAGAAAUCGACUGCACAGAGGAAGAAAUGUUGAUCUUUGCAGCAUUGCAGUAUCACAUUUGCAAACUGUCGUUGUCAGCCGACAUCCAGGAUCUUACACAUGAGUCUGAGGUAGAUGAAGUCGAAGCAGCGCUUUCGAAUUUGGAAGUUACCCUUGAGGGUGGAAAAACAGAUAACGCGUUGGAGGACAUUACUGAUAUCCCUAAACUAGCAGAUAAUCUCAAAUUAUUUAGGCCCAAGAAGCUGAUGUUAAAAGCUUUCAAGCAAUAUUGGUUUGUCUUUAAAGACACAUAUAUCACCUAUUUUAAGAACAAGGAACUUGAACAAGGAGAGCCAGUGGACAAACUAAAUCUUAGAGGCAGUGAAGUUGUGCCAGAUGUAAAUGUUGCAGGCAGAAAGUUUGGAAUCAAGUUACUAAUCCCUGUUGCUGAUGGUAUGAACGAAGUAUAUCUGAAAUGUGACCAUGAGAAUCAGUAUGCCCGUUGGAUGGCUGCCUGCAUCUUGGCAUCAAAGGGAAAAACCAUGGCAGACAGCUCCUACCAGCCGGAGGUCCUCAGCAUCCUUUCAUUCCUGAGAAUGAAGAAUCGGAGCUCGGCUUCUCCAGUAGCUUCCAGUGGUGAGAACAUGGACAUGAACCCAGAAUGUUUUGUGUCUCCUCGAUGCGCAAAAAAAUACAAGUCUAAACAGCUGGCGGCCCGGAUCCUGGAAGCCCACCAGAAUGUGGCCCAGAUGCCCUUGGUUGAAGCCAAACUGCGGUUCAUCCAGGCAUGGCAGUCUCUACCUGAAUUUGGGCUCACCUACUACCUUGUCAGAUUUAGAGGCAGCAAGAAAGAUGAUAUUCUGGGUGUUUCAUACAAUAGGUUGAUUAGAAUUGAUGCAGCCACUGGGAUUCCAAUUACAACAUGGAGGUUCACAAAUAUGAAACAGUGGAAUGUAAAUUGGGAGAUUCGGCAGGUGGCUAUUGAGUUUGACCAAAACGUCUCCAUCGCGUUCACCUGCCUGAGUGCAGAUUGCAAGAUCGUGCAUGAGUACAUCGGGGGCUACAUCUUUCUGUCCACCCGCUCCAAGGACCAGAACGAAACGCUUGAUGAGGACCUGUUCCAUAAGUUGACUGGUGGUCAGGAGUGAAGCCAAGAAGGCCUGCUUGUGAGACUUGCACUACAUACAGCAAGAAAAGGCUGCUCCUGCCCAGGUGUGUGCAGUGCAGCGACGCUAGGCUCAGAGACAAUAUACUGUCACUGCGAGUCACCUAGACCCUCCCUCAAUGGAAACACACCAUGUAGCUCAUCCCUUCCCUUACGUCACUUGGUGCUACAAGUGAUGGGAGGGGCCUCAGUAGCCUUUUCUGUAAACCCGUAGGUGGGAGAGACAGCAGGUAUUCUAAAGUUGCUUUCAGGGCCAGCAUUGCGGCACGAUUUUGUAACUUGCAGAACUGGUGAUGUGUAUGGCUAGAAGUCUCCUGGGUGCUCACACUUCAUUGCUAAGUCGGUGGAGAAGACCGAAAGAGGUCAAAACCACAAUAGCAAGGACAAAUCCUAUUCCACACACUCAGCCGUGAAAAUAACUUCUAUUAAGUGAGCUUCUUUUUGCUCCUGUCUUGUCUAAAUGGCGAGGGAAGCGAUCCCCACACACAGCCUUGGGAGGGGUGUGAGGGGAUGUGAUUCCCUGACAGCCGUUGUCAUCCCGGGGUCAGAGCAACAGGCUUCAGGGUCAACUAUGUCAGUGUCCACAGGGACAUCUGCCAAGGUGACCUCUAGCCAGUUUGAGCUUGGCCAUCUGCCUUCUCUGGUUACUGCUCCCACCCACAAGCCCUAUUCCAUUCCUGACGUUCUCUCAGCCACGUCCACGUCCACCUGGAGGGCUGAGUGCCACAGGGCACAGUGGAAGCCACUCUUGAACACGGGCCUGUGUCUCACCUACUACUCUGGAAGAUGGACGGGUUUUCCCUGUUCAUAGACCCACCGCUCAGCACUGGAGAUUCCAGUGAGUCUUGAUCUGAGGUUGAGGAGAGAUGCGCAGGACAUGGGGCUGGCCCGUUCUCAUGUUCAAGGCUGACAGUUUCUCCACGGAGGACUCUUGGGCCAACUCAGGUGGUGAGGAGAGUCGUUUUCAUUGCUCCUCAGUGUACGCCUGGAUUCAGUGUUCCUCUGUCUCCUGCCCUUUCCCCUAAAGGCCCUUGUGCUUGGAAAGUCAGCUGCCAAUCAUCAACAUUUUUCCCUCAGCCUUUUGCUGAGUCAUUCAAGCGGUAACACCAUGAGCCUGGCCCAAUUAACAGCCGAUCUGAAUUGUUUUGUGUUUUGCUUUAUGGGUGGCAGUAAGUCGGUCUUCCGGAAGCCUCUCUGGGAGAGCAAUGUGAGUGGCAUUUCCCCGGGCACCAGUUGAACUUCUGAGGCCUAAUGUAAAGUGAGGAAGUGGCUUCGGAACUUGGCACAUCUGGGUCACCCCAGCAAGAACUCAAUUUGAAAAGCCCAGUGCCCUUGAGUCAUGCACACUCCUGGUGACCCCCAUGGAUAUCCAAGAAGAACUGACCCAGAGGGUUCUCCAUGGCUAGGUUUUUUCAGAAUAGAUGGCCAGACCUCUCUUCCCAGGUAUCCUUGGGUGGACACAAACCUCAAUCGGCAGCCAGGCAUGUCAGUCAUUUGCACCACUUGACAUUGAACCAUGUGCCAAGCAGACUGUGUUGAGCAUGGUAGGGGCCAUUUCUCUCUGACUCGAGGCUCUGUUCUUUCAGAAACUGGUUGAGUGUUUCAGAUCACCAUAUAUUGGUUGCUACGUUAAAAUAUUGCUCUUUGAUGUCAAGUUGUGCUUGUGUCUGACAACAUUGCCUAGGUACGGCUCUGCAUAGCCACCCACAGCUCUCUGACCUCUCCAUGAAAGGACACAGGAAUUGACUGGCUGUAACUAAAGCUCCCUGUUGAGUUCAACUUUCAAGGGGACAUUUCUUCUGGAAUUACAUAAUGACAUCCCAAAGGAAUAAGUAAAUGUGACUUUGGCAAAGAAAAUC
Molecule: messenger RNA, 3910 nt
Organism: Echinops telfairi (small Madagascar hedgehog)
Lineage: Eukaryota; Metazoa; Chordata; Mammalia; Afrosoricida; Tenrecidae
Gene: FERMT1
Product: FERM domain containing kindlin 1
Exons: 14
Coding region: 1-2034 (677 amino acids)
Biological process (GO): cell-matrix adhesion; integrin-mediated signaling pathway
Cellular component (GO): focal adhesion
Molecular function (GO): integrin binding
Source: RefSeq, a predicted model, not a curated record